This is a messenger RNA of Myxocyprinus asiaticus (Chinese sucker), 943 nucleotides long. RefSeq names its product heat shock protein, alpha-crystallin-related, b11 (gene hspb11). The coding region runs from base 140 to 544 and encodes 134 amino acids. Gene Ontology annotation, cellular component: intraciliary transport particle B; cilium; centrosome. Lineage: Eukaryota; Metazoa; Chordata; Actinopteri; Cypriniformes; Catostomidae. The transcript has 5 exons. Gene Ontology annotation, biological process: intraciliary transport. The record is from RefSeq and is a predicted model, not a curated record.
ACGAUGUAGAAGGCCAGAUGCUGAUGACGUUCACAUCAUGCGACACGAUGAGCUUGCCUGUUACUUAGCAACUCGGAAUGGCUCAGGGUUAAACUAUUGCCUCUGACAGAUUUUACAUCGACAUAUCCUAAGAUUCACGAUGCUUGAUGCUGCUUUAAGCUCAUACGGUGCCCAGAUUGUCUUGGUUUCAUCAAGUGAUGAGAAUCAUCCACCGGAGAAUAUAAUUGACGGAAAAACGGAGACGUUCUGGGUUUCAACUGGCAUGUUUCCUCAAGAGUUUAUCAUCCGCUUUCCAGAUAACAUGAAAAUAUUCACAAUCUCCAUUCACAGUUACAACAUUAAAAACUUGAGAAUAGAGAAAGGCACAUCAGAGGAUGCUGAUAAAUUUGAAGCUAUUGCAGAGACAGAGUUUGAGCACACAGAGAGCAGCCUACAAAAUAAUGACAUUAAUGUAAAUGUAUCAAAUGCAACUCAUUUGCGGUUCCUCAUAUUGUCUGGAUAUGACCAUUUUGUCUCUGUACACAAAGUUAGUGUACAAUCAUGAGAGGAUCACCAUCUUUGAUGUCAUUUAUGUAAAGUUGCAUGCAGUAACUUUAAGGCUGGCUUUAAAUACAGCUGAAUUAAUCAUAGUUGUUAUUCAAAGUGAAUCAAUGUAUAUUUUCUGUUACAACCAAUAAAUCUAGUCCUCAUUUCUAUAGUUUAAUAUGUAAGUUUUCUCUUCCUAUUCCUGCUUUAUGUUUUCAUGAAAAUAAAUGUAAGUUAAGUUUGAAAUCUGCAGUGUGCAUACCCAGUUCAUCCUGCUUUGGCCCUGGGUACCUUUUGUCUCCUUAAGAGAUUUGCACAGUCAAUUUAUAUGUUAACGUCUAGAAGUCAUUUAGCUUUCGUAAACCAAUCUAUCCAAAGUUUAGAUGAAAUAAACACUAUUGCAUGAAACUGACAUAAA